This is a messenger RNA of Clupea harengus (Atlantic herring), 2301 nucleotides long. RefSeq names its product cytosolic phospholipase A2 zeta-like. The transcript has 9 exons. NCBI's taxonomy places the organism in Eukaryota, Metazoa, Chordata, Actinopteri, Clupeiformes, Clupeidae. Gene Ontology annotation, cellular component: cytosol. Gene Ontology annotation, molecular function: calcium-dependent phospholipid binding; calcium ion binding. The record is from RefSeq and is a predicted model, not a curated record. Bases 134 to 1690 code for a protein of 518 amino acids. Gene Ontology annotation, biological process: glycerophospholipid catabolic process.
UGGAGCCUAAUUGAAAAAAAAAAAAAACUUUUCUUAAAAGAACAACAACACGAAAAAGAAACACUAAAAAAGUCUGACUGUAUUGUAGGUCCCCCUGGUGGGUGUGGUUUGCUCGGGGGGCGGGGCCAGGGCGAUGACUGGCGCUUUUGGGAGUCUGAAGGGUCUCCAGACUCUGGGAAUCAUGGAUGCCAUCAGCUACAUCACUGGGGUCUCAGGGGCCACAUGGGCAAUGUCCACCUUGUAUGAGAAGCCUGAUUGGUCCCAAAAGGACUUGGCCGUGGUCACUGAACCAAUGAAGAAGGAGAUGUUUGGGAGGUACCAGAGCAUUUUCUCCAAUGAACAGCUCUAUUACUACAAACAAGAGAUGGAGCAAAGGGAUGCAGACGGCCUGCAGGUGUCCCUCAUUGACCUGUGGGGUCUGGUCAUUGAACACCUUAUCUAUGGGAAGAAAUGGGACAGUACCCUCUCUGACCAGAAGAGGGCGGUGUCAGAGGGACAGAAUCCUCUGCCCAUCUAUACAGCAGUGAACAUGAAGACCAGCCUAAAAGGCAGCAUCAAAGAGACUGAGUGGUGUGAAUUUACCCCGUAUGAGGUUGGUCUUCUGAAGUACGGUGCAUUUGUGCCCACUGAGGACUUUGGUAGUGAGUACUUCCUGGGUAAACAGAUCAAGAAACUUCCAGAGACUCGAUUGUCCUUCCUGAUUGGUAUCUGGAGUAGUACAUUCUCCCGCAGCUUUACCCAGUUGUGGAGCAGGAUCACACGAUGUACCCCAUCAUGGAACCCCAUUCCUGAAACCAUAACUGACAUAGAGACAGACAACAAGCCGUCCACACUGGACACGCUCCUAAUCAAACCAGCCACUAAGAUGGCAAAGGUGAUCACAGAGUUCUUCAGCAGCCGGCCAAUCAUCAGCCAGAUGUACAACUUCAUGCAUGGCCUCAGUCUCCACUGGGACUACAACAAGAAGAGCAAUUUCACAGACGAGAAAGGUACUUCGGAGGGGUUUCCCUUGGGCAUUUUCAAGGACAUAAAUGGUCGAGCUAUGACAGAAAGUCCUCUCUUUACUUUCUCUCCUUUCAUUUUUUGGUUUCUUUGUUUAGACACACACCCUGAUUCCUUUCCGAACCAGCUGACACCAACGGACCCCAUCCUGAAUCUGGUGGACUCGGGGUUGUCCUGCAACAUGGGGUUCCCCCCUGUGCUGCGACCCCACAGACGUAUGGACCUCAUCCUGUCCCUUAACUACUCCUGGGAUUCAGACCAGUUUAUGGUGUUGAAGAAAACCCAGCAGCACUGCACUGAUCACAGGAUCCCGUUCCCUCACAUCGAUUUUAGCCGUGUGGAGAAAGAGGCCAUGAAGGAGGUGUAUGUGUUUGAGGACGAGAAGAACCCCAAAGCUCCCAUUGUAGUUCACUUCCCUCUGGCCAACCUCACCUUCAGAGAGUUCAAAGCCCCAGGUGUCAGGAGAGAAGGGAAGGAUGAACUGAGGAUGGGAGAGCUGGACGUGAGCAGCAGCGCCUCACCAUACAUCACCACGAACCUGGCCUACCAGCCCGAGGACUUCCAGAAGCUGAUGGACCUCACUUGCUACAACGUCCUGAACAACCGUGACACCUUGCUGUCAGCUCUGCGCAGGGCGCUACAGAGAGAGAGAGUCCAUGAAGAUGAGCACGAACACUCCUGUCCCUGAAUAGAUCCCUCUAAUUUUGUCAAUCAGAUAGGAAUGAUUUAAGGUUACAAAGGAACAUACAUAAUUCCUUUAAGUAGUAGAUACAUGUUAAUUCAACAUUACUUUUUGAAAUAUGCUUUUAUUGAUCAUUUUGAUGGUAUUUUUUCAUGAUCAGAUGUUCAGAUGCUUGGAAGCUUUUACCAAUGCCAGCUGUACUAUAAUUUGCUAGUUUUUGACCUUAACGUCUUAGUGCUGCUUUAAUGGUUAUGUCAAAGAUACAUAGAGAGAAUCCAUGAAGAUGAGAACAAACACAAGGGCCACUCCCUGUCCCUGAACAAAGAGAGGAAAGGAUUGUGAGCCAUAUAAACAUGCCAUGUCACCCAGAAAUUAUUCUUAGCAGCCUGAUAAACGCACUAAAUAAGCUUUAGCACCCUGAUAUCGCACUAAAUUAGCUUUAGCACCCUGAGAAAAGCACUAAAUUAUCCUUAGCAGAGGAAGGUGGAUGAUCUCACUUAUUACAACAUUCUGGACAAAUGUCACAAGCAGAGCACUGUAGAGUCCAUGAAGACGAGGACGAACAUAAUCACAGUCCCUAUCUCCAGCACUAUCAGCACAAAAUUACCACUAUAGAU